Molecule: messenger RNA, 129 nt
Organism: Caenorhabditis briggsae
Lineage: Eukaryota; Metazoa; Nematoda; Chromadorea; Rhabditida; Rhabditidae
Exons: 1
Coding region: 1-129 (42 amino acids)
Source: RefSeq, a predicted model, not a curated record
AUGGAUGAUAGGAGGACAUCAUCCACGGUUGAGCUGCGUCGCAAUUCAUGCUCGAGCGAGUGUGACUGUGCUGAGCUGGGUCCCAAAACUAACUGGUCCGUGGCGGCCGCCACCACCGCGGAAUCUUAA